AUGGCCUCUCAAACAUCAUCAGACAGCAACAACAACACCAUGACUACAAAUCCUUCAGGCAUAGUGCAUCCUCAACAUCAACUCAUCUCUAUUAAACUCACAGAUGCAAACUACUUGCUGUGGAAGCAACAAACCUACAGUGCUAUAGUUGGUUAUGGCCUUAAGAACUUCAUUGCUGCAGAUUCCAUCCCUCCACCAAGGUUUCUCUCCUCUGGCAGUGGAGAUCCACCAACCCUCGACCUAGAAUUUGCUACCUGGGUCAGACAGGAUCAGCUCCUCAUGUUAUGGUUGCUCUCUUCUCUAAGUGAGAACCUACUUAUUAUGAUGGUUGGCAAGACAACAUCUCGUGAGGUGAGCCUGUUUCAGAACAAAAUCACAUUCUCUACAUCCUUCCUGGUCUUGGGAGUGAGUAUAACCCAGCUGUGGUUGCUGUUACUUCAAGAAUCGAGCCAUACUCUCUCAAUGAAGUCUAUGCAAUGUUACUGA
This is a messenger RNA of Striga hermonthica, 486 nucleotides long. The record is from the annotation of a GenBank genome assembly. Lineage: Eukaryota; Viridiplantae; Streptophyta; Magnoliopsida; Lamiales; Orobanchaceae.